This is a messenger RNA of Ylistrum balloti, 7010 nucleotides long. Its product is annotated as calsyntenin-1-like. Gene Ontology annotation, molecular function: kinesin binding; amyloid-beta binding; X11-like protein binding. Gene Ontology annotation, cellular component: cell surface; postsynaptic membrane. Gene Ontology annotation, biological process: positive regulation of synaptic transmission; positive regulation of synapse assembly; homophilic cell-cell adhesion. The record is from RefSeq and is a predicted model, not a curated record. Lineage: Eukaryota; Metazoa; Mollusca; Bivalvia; Pectinida; Pectinidae. The transcript has 17 exons. The coding region runs from base 82 to 3042 and encodes 986 amino acids.
GCUUUAAGAGAUUACGAGGACAAACAAGAGACAUUUUUGUUGUAAAUAGCCCCUUUUCGCCACACAUGAAGGGGUAUUAAGAUGGAGAAGAUACAUUUUGGGUUAUUCCUCGUCCUGUUCGUAGGACAUGUGUACUGUAUGUCAGAGCCCAACAUAUACGACCCGCUAAUACAGUCCCAGCGUAUUAACAGAAGAGGGGUGCCAGAGUUUAGGGGGACCAUUGGGGAGGAUCAAACCACGGUCAAACUUGACUCAGUCCUACGGGCCUACGACAACGAUUCAACAGGCGGUGCCAAAUACAUCUGCGGCUAUGAUGUUAUUUCACGGAGGCGUGAUAUGCCAUUCGUGGUUGAUAUUAAGAACAGAGCAACAGGCGAGGCAGAGAUCAAUCUGAUUGAGGGAGCCCACUUAAACUUUGAAAAACGAGCUCGCUAUAGGUUUAGCAUCAUUGCCUAUGACUGUGGGACCCCUAGAAGGGAGUCAAAUAAGGCUAUCAUCUUCAUUCGUGUGAAGGAUGUUGACGAAUUCCCACCAAAGUUCAUCCAAGACAACUACUUUGUGGAGAUGGAUGAGGGACGAUUCUACGACUCGUUGGUGCGCGUCCGUGCCACGGAUAGUGAUCGCUCUCCUGAAUACCGCGGCAUUUGUGGUUAUGAGAUCCUCACAAACAAUGUUCCCUUUACCAUCGAUAGGCGAGGUAACCUGAGAAACACUGAACUGAUACACUAUAAACAGCAUCACAACUUUAUCCUGGAGCUGGUAGCUGUAGACUGUGGAGGAAAGCGCUCCAAGAAAGCUGUUAUCAACAUCAAGAUGAGAGAAGUGUGCAAAAGUGGAUGGCAAGAUAUCCCAGACCAUGUUAACUAUGAUGCUGGUAGUGGUCAGGUGAAAGUGGUUCCAGGGGCCACCCUCAAGUGGUGUGAUAACACCUGUGUCCCACAGAGGGUCAAGGUCAAAAUGCACUUAGCAACCAAACACAUUGGUAAAGGAUGUGACCGUGACACCUACUCCAUUGUCUCCCAGAGAAAGUUGUGUGGAGCCAAUGAUAACAGUGUUGAUCUGUUGCCAUCGCCAAGUCUGACGACAACCUACACUAGCACUCUUCACGUUGAUGAUGGCCAUGAGAGUGACCAGAUCUUCUACUUUGAUGGACAGACCAAUGCAGUUGAAGUACCCACAUCUCACUUCAACCACUCAUUGCACGAACAUUUUACCAUAUCUACAUGGAUGAAACACGAGUUCGAGGAUUGGACAGUCAGUCCUGAUGGUCGUCCUGAAAAAGAACAUAUUGUGUGCAUGUCUGAUGGCGAAGGUAUGAACCGUCACCAUUAUUCAUGGUUUGUCCAUGGUGAGAAGCUUGUGUUUCUCCUGCGCCGCGAGGCAGACGAUGAAGAGGACAUUGAAGUUUUCAAGCCUGCAGAGUGGCGCUGGAGCAUUCCUCAGAUCAACGACGGGGAUUGGCAUUACUACGCCGUCAGUGUUGACUUUCCACAUGUGCGACUGUAUAUUGAUGGGAAGUUAUUGAUCCCAGACCAGGCUGACAUGGAAAUAGUUGAUGAUUGGCCUCUCCGCAGAACUGUUAAAGUUCAUUCCACCAAGCUUGUUGUUGGUGCCUGCUGGCAGGGUGCUAAAAACAAAUUUGAGCACUACCUGCAGGGGUUCUUGGCAGGUUUGUCCAUCCUGAAGGGUCAGACAGAAAGUGACCGUGUCAUCCAUUGUCUCAAUAGCUGUAAGGAAAACCUGGACUUCAAGGGAACAAAGUCUCUGCUGACUGGUUCAGCAGUCAGCUACAACAGUGAAAUGACAGAGUUCACCAUUGAAGGUAAAAAUGUAACCAAGGUGCAGAAUCUGGUCAGAGAUAUUGUCUAUCUCAAUGCUCGCCAGUUCCCCACCCCAGGGCGACGCAACAUCGACAUUUCCACCAAUGUCCAUUGUAAUGGUAAGGAAGUAAUUCUACCUGUUGCUGAGACCUACGUGAUGGUAAACCCAGCUCCAAUCCCAUCCAUCUCCCUUUCUGGACCUCACAUUGUCCAGUCUACGGCCUCUCAACUUCUAUCUGGCCAAAGAGUCUUCAAUGGCCUUCGUAUCAGUGUUGACUUCUUGCUCCAUAAUGGACUCUCUCCUGAAGAGGAUGAAGACGAAGACGAGGAAGAAGAAGAUGGCACAAUGCCGUCCAAAAUACAGAAACUACAAGACAAGUUAUCUCGCACAAGGAACCAACAGGAGACCAUGGAAAAGGACAUCCCCCAACAGGACAUUUUACUGGAUACAUGUACAAUCCGUGCUGACCCUCCACUGGACUUUCGCGUAGAACAUCUGAAUCUUCCAGAGAGCACCAUCUCACGUUUCAACAUGCACCUGGAGGGUAGUGAGACCAACAGUGGUCUUGUCAUUACAAAUGCCGAUUCUAAGGAAAACUAUGAGAGAGUGAUACAAGAACUCUAUUACUUCCAUAACAAGGGGAACUCACUCAACAGUCGAAAAUUCAUCCUCAGUUGCUCUUCACAAAGUGGUCGAUUCAUCAGCAAUCAGCUGGAGGUCAAGAUUGUGGCAGUCCACAGUGAGCCAAGGAAAAUUGUCCAUGCCCAUGCACAGGAGAACCGUAUCCAGCAGUUUAAGUUGGAUAGCAGUGUUGGUGGUAAUGUUCCAGUCGGAGUGGCAGCUCAUGCAUCUCCGAAUGUUGGAAUGGUGGCGAUCAUUGUGGUGUGUGUCGGAUUCCUGCUGUUUAUGAUUAUCCUGGGUGUAAUUCGUAUCAGGGCAGCACACAGACGUACUGUGGUACAGGUAGAUGAUAAAAUGAUGGAGAUGGAGUGGGAUAACUCAGCUCUCAACAUAACUGUCAACCCCAUGGAACAGAAGGAGGUAAGAGAAAAGGUGUUCGAAUAUGAAGACGUUCCGAUGAAAUUGCGAGAUGAUUCUGAUAGUGAUGAUGAUAUUGACAGUUACCAUGACGAUUGUGAUAGUUCGGAUGAGGAUGAGGAGGAAGUGGUUGUCAAAAAGGUGAAAGAUCUUGAGUGGGAUGAUUCAACAUUAUCUUUCUGAGGUCACAAGCUUCAAUGCGAUCUGAAAGAAAUCUGAGACAUCACUCACUGGAUAUUUAAAUCAUUGAUGAAUUCUUUUUUUCCGGACAUAAUUGAGACAACUUUGUCACCAUGAAGCAUAAAUAUUUAUUAUGCAUAAUGUAUACACUACAUUUUAAACAUCUGCAAUGCAUAAAUCAUUAAAUUGACGUAUAAUUCAUUCAGUGAAAUUUUCUCUUACCAGUUGAACAAUUUUAUAACAAGAAGUUAUGUAAACUUUCUGUGUUGUCAAAAACUUGUUUAGAAUAUUCUGCAAGGCAUAAAUUGUAUCUUUUUGUACACAUUUUUACAAAACCAUACAAAUUAGUUACAUCGCAAGGAAAUCACUGAAUAAUGGUUUAUAUUAAACAUGCUUUCAGACAUGCUGUAUUUAAAUAGAAGCAUGAAAGCGUUAAAAAGACUGUGAGUAGAAAGAAAAAUGGCAGUUUUAUUUACACUUUCAUCAUAGAUGAAAAAUGUCUCUUAUUAGCUUUAUGGCCAGUUGAAGUGGAGUGUCAUGUGAUUACAAACAUUUCUAGUUACACCUUCAGUAAAUAGUUACAACGAGGAGAGUAGCAAGAUCAUAGGAUUAGUACUUAUCAGGGAUGAGGAAAGAUUGAUAUUCUUUGGUCCAAUAUUUGCUGCUAAAAUAUUUUUAUUUUUAACCAUAUCAAUCCAGUAUUUUUAUUUUAUUUUUCUCAGAAAUUUGUUUUGAAGUAAUGUAUGACAAGUUUAUCAUUUUGAAAGUAUUUUUGCUUUCUGACGUUCUUAAUUUUCUGUUUGUUUUUGUAAUAAUAUGGAAAAUAAAUAAUAUCAGUUUCCUUACUAGACAAAAAAAAAUUAGUUUUUUAGUUGAUUUGCAGCCAAGUUUAUUUUACGCAUUAAUAUUUUUCAUUUAAUAUAAAAUGACAUAUAUAUAUAUAUUAGACUUGUUCAUUCCAUGUAUAUAUGCUGAAGGCUAACCUAGAGAUCAUCUUAGAAAGGCUAGUAACUUGAUUUUGUGUCGGUAUUUUAUUGGGAAUGCUUUGUUUGUUACCAGGGGACACUAGUGCCAUUGUUUACAUAUAUUCCUUGCUUCUAUCCUUCCUUUUGUCGCUAAGUGCUAUAGUAUGAUCAGAGGUAGGCACUGGGGUUUGUUUUAUAUCUACUAGCUAGAUACUUCAUUGCUUUUUUAGAGAAUUUUUUUUUUUAAACUCUAAUGAGAAAAACUCCCAUUUUUAAAUGAAACAUCAUUUGUGUUGUAAUUGUGUGUAGAGACCUGUUUUUGUCCAUUUACAUUGUUUUAUUUCAUUAUUACAACUUAUAAUUAUUGAUUUUCAAUCAAGAAUUUUUUUCUUGUUUUGAAACUGGUUGUGUUUUUACUAAAUUGAUAUCAAACCAUUCAGGAACCUGAUUUUUGAUAAAAAUGUGAUAAUGAAGGUUUUCUUUUUCUUGUUUUAAUUUAUGAACAGCCUACUAACACAUCUUUGUAUAGACUAAAAACUGUAAGUCUUAAUUUUUCAAGUUAUAUAGCAGGGGUUGUACAUUUUUUCUUUGUAAAUAUAGAAAAAGUAUCAUGUAAAAAUAGAUUUAAGACAUAACAUUCCAGGAAUAAUACACAACAGUACGGUGUUAAAAAUAACAUUUAUAUAUUUAUUAUAAUAAAACUGAACAACCUUUUUUUUUUAUCAAAAUAUAUUAACUUGUUGAAGUAAGUUGAACAAAACAGACAUGUUUGAGAUGGAAUGGAAGAUGUUGGUUUGACAUUCAAUACAAUAACUUCACUGAUUGACAGGAUUGUCAGACUUUGUAAAGCACAUAUCGUCUGUAGAUGUAUAUAAACAAAAGUCAUUAUUGUGUUGCAGGUUUUGAAGGUGACUGUGUUGUUUACCCUCGUUUUGUAUACAUAGGAUUACCGCAGUCAGGGUCACCCUGACUGCCAUCAUUGGUAGUUUGUAAUUAUACAAUUGGUUUUGUUUUUUUGGGGGUUCUUUUUACACAAUUUUUUGUGAUAAAACUGUUAACAUUCUUUGUUGUGAGCUUAUGUUUACAUCAUUGCAUUACGCAUUUACUACCAACGUAAGUUGCUGUGACUUAAUUCCUAUGUAGGUCGCUGUGACCUGUGUGAGAUACUUUGGUUGUGUACUUUACACAGAAGAUCCUGACGGUUUCACGGGUGUCUACACCCUGUUUUAUAAUUCCUCAGUACAUUGUUAGUGAUUUGUUAUCUUGUUGAUUUAUCAUUUUCCAAUAUGUGUGUAAAAUUACGGCAAGGACUUGUAAGAGUUCCAUAAAAUUUUUAACCAAUCAUAUUUGAUGCUUCCAUUGGUUCACUAUCCUGUGUGUAAUGCAUUUCAGAUCUGUGAAAUUAAUUUCUGGAAUUUAUUAAUAAUGUUCUUUCUUUCAAAAUUAUUUGAUAGCUGGUUUUAUGGAAGUGAAAUGAAGAACAAUAAGUAAAUCUGCAGGUCAGUUCAAACUCCAAAGUCCAACUUCACACAAUUUGUCUGAACUUUGUAAUAUGUCAACCUUGACCUUUGUGAUGUAUUGAUCUUGACCUUUGUGAUACAAUGUAAAAUCAACUUAGGAUAUUGUACACGUACAGAGUUUAGCAGUAAUCUUAUUUUAGUACUUUUCACGCUGAAAGUAUUGUGCUUAAAUAUUUUGCGCUAAUUUUUCGCUUCUGUAUUAUAAUAUCGUUUAUAUAGUGCAAUUAUUACCGAUGCGCGAAUUCGUCAUUGCGCUCAUUUGCUGAAAAUGUGGUUAUGUGCUAAGAUUUGAUUGUGCUAAAUUAAGUACGGUUACAGUAUAGAAACAUGACUGAAUGUUGUAAGCAUUGUACAUACCAUUAAUCAUUGUUGUAAGCAUCAACAUUUUAUAUAUAUAUUGCCGGUUUUCCUUCUUUUCUUCUGCUCCUGAAUGAGUACCAUAUAUAUAUAUGUACCUGAAAGAUCUUCUCUCUGUGAGCGAGAAUUUUCAUUUAUCAUGUACUUUUAACCAUAACUUACAAAAAACACUGUAUACUUCAUCAUCUGAACAAACUUCUUAAAUUUCUAGGAGUCCUAUUUUGAAAACCAUUCACAGUCAGUGAAACAGAAACCUUUAAUAAAAAAACAGAUCAACAACCUUUACUUUCAGUCUGAUGUAAUGUUUUACAGAAAAGUUAAUCAAGUUCAGAAAAAUAUUUGAUUUUAUGAUGAGCCAAAGAUGGUGAGGUAUAUUGUGAUUUGAAGAAAUCAGGAACAGUUUGUCUUUUUCAUACUUAUAUUUACCCAUUUAUCAAAAGACACACUGACUCUUCAUCUGAUUUUUAACAAAACCUUGAAAUGUCUUCAUUAGUUUUGUAAAAAAUCAAGCAAGGAAGGUGACCUUAGGAUCAAGGGAUACAUUUCUCAUACCUUUUCUGCAACCAGUUGUCUCGUGCUUCAUAUUCUUUCAGUUUGUUAACAGGUAAUAUGGCAAAGAAAAUAAAUAUGGCAAUAAAAUGCAGAAAAGAUGGAAUAUUUCUGAUCGAAGGUUGUCUUCCUCCAGAUAAUGAAGGGUUCUCUAGUAACAGUAUAUAAUAAGGCAGAGUUGACAUUUUCUCUGGUAAAACAGUAGGAUACAACAUCUAAAGGACUCCAGGCUACAGCAUCAGGCAUUGAAAUAACGUUGGGAUAAUAUCACCAACAAAGAAAAAAUUAGUGUAUGUUCAAUUUGGAAUAAUGUAAAAAUCAGCCAUUUGUUUAAAGAAAGAGUUGCAAACAUUAUAUAAUCAAAAGGUCUGUCUUUGAUCAGAAGGACAAAAUCCCCACCGAACCCGAAUUUCACAGCGAGAGUUGAAAACUGCUACAUAAAACACUCUAGAAUCAAGAAUCAAAGUGACAGGAGACCUAAGUUAACACAAAUAGCUGACUUUUUCAUUUAUUAUUCUAGAACAUCCAUUAUCAGCUGUUUCUUGUAAGUCUUCCUGUAAUAAAACUUUUAAAACUUUAA